GCGGCGGCGGCGGCGGCGGAGGCGACGACAACGACAACGAGAGACGGUUACGGUGGAGGCAGGAGGCACGCGGAGGAGAACGGCAAAGCCGACGGCAGGGGAGGGAGAAAAAUCAAGAAGGAAGUAGCAAGUGUCACGAAGGGACUCUUGUCAGUAAGUGGUGGACCGUGGUGCAGAUUGGGCAUCGCGUGUGCGACGAGAAUCUUCGCGGAAGCGGGGGCGCGACGAGGCAGGGAAAGAGCACCGGGGGCGGCGGCGGCGGCGGCGGAAGCAACGGAGGCAGCAGCAAGCAGGCGCGAUUGACGGCGCGCGCCUCGUCGCGCCGGCGAGACUCGCGCUCGAUACGAGCACGCGCGCGCGCGCGCGCGCGCCAAUUUCGAGACUCGAUCGGCGCUUCCGAUCGCAGCAGCCUGCCUCUCGCUCCGGAAGAGAACAGAGCUGACCUUGCGGCCCGACCUUGGAAAUUGGCGCCACCGUCGAGAGCGGAGCAAGCGUGGGCGUCGCGUCGUGCUUUGGUCACGAGUGCGCGGCUCGCACGCGCGCGCGCGCGCGCGCGCACGCACCCAAUUCGCCGGUCGCCGGUCGCCGCGGGCACACGCGAGUGCUCGACGUGGGCCGAGAGAGGAACGUGGGACGAUCGAAUCGCUCUCGUCUCGGCCGGCCGGAGAGAGGCUGCCGUGCUACCUUCUUUUUGUCCCGGCCCGGGUCCACGCGAGAGGAGGGUCGCAGCCGGUGAUCGAACCACCUGUCACGCCGGUGGAAUGACUCAAUAUGCCGCUUAGAUCGUCGCUGGUGAUUCUCGUCGCGCUGUGCGCGACAUGCGGCCGCGCGGACUUCUUCGGCGAGAGGAAGGAGACGGUGUACGAUUUAAUGGAAGCGUCGGUGUCAUCGAUGACCGACGACAACAAUCUCUACAUAGACGACGGCCUGGACGGAUUCCCCGCAUUUGGCUUUCGGCCGGGCUCCGAGGUGAAGCAACCCUACAGACUGUACCUGCCGGAAAAGUUGCCGGCUGAGUUCACUCUGGUGGCCACGUUCAAGCCGACCUCCUUCAGAACGAGCUACCUCUUCGCCGUCCUCAAUCCCUUCGAAACCGUCGUCCAGUUGGGCAUUAGAAUUUCGGACGGACCCGGCUCGAACCAGAACAUCUCGCUGGUCUACACCAACUCGGACGAGCACUCGCUUUCGGAGGAGGUGGCGAAAUUCACCGUGCCGAAGCUGACGAGGAAGUGGUCGAAGAUCGUCAUUAAGGUCUCCGCCGCCGACGUCACCUUCUACCUCAAUUGCCAUGAGAUGGCGCGCCAGAGGGUCACCAGGAUCCCCCAGAAAUUAGUAUUCGACACCGCCAGCACGCUCUACAUCGCGCAAGCUGGACCGCACAUCCAGGAACGAUACGACGGUCUGCUGCAAUCUUUGAAGCUAUACUCCGGCCAUCCUCCGGAUCUUGUAAAAUGCAGUACUGAUUUCAAUUUUGCAGCGGACGAAGAGCUCGGCUCUGGUGAUUACGAUCUCGACUUGCUCGACGGUUCCGGCGACGCUGAUUUGAAUAAGAUCGGUCGCGAUGCGGACGAAGACAAGAGCGAGGAGAGUAACCCACCGCCAUUCAUCACACCCCCGCCCCCGAAUCCAGAUUAUAAAGGUCCGAAAGGUGAGAAGGGCGACAAAGGGGACAAGGGCGAGAGCGUAAGGGGUCCUCCGGGCCCUCCGGGCCCGCCUGGUCGAGAUGAGGAUUGGCUGAUGAAGAUACCACAGGGACCACCUGGUCAGAAGGGAGACCCUGGUAGUUGUACCUGCAACGCCACGGCCUUAAUGUCUUCCUUUACGAUGCCAAAAAUGAUACAGGGGCCGAAGGGUGAGCCGGGAGUGUCGGGACAAGAAGGCAAACAGGGCCUAAUGGGUCUUACGGGUGCGGCAGGACCGCCAGGGGAAAGAGGACUGCAGGGUCCGUCCGGGGCGAAAGGUGACAAGGGGGAUAUUGGAAUACCAGGGCCGGAAGGUCCUCAAGGUCAGAAGGGCGAGCCGGGUCGAGAUGGAAUACCCGGUGAAAAGGGAGCGCAAGGUCCGCCGGGGCCGCCCGGAAAAGGAGAAUUCUCUGGCUAUGACCCCAGUUGGAAACCUCGAAGUAUUUACAGGACGGAAGGUAUCACGAUGAGGCCGGGAUUGCCAGGACAAAAGGGUGAACCGGGCACGUCAGGAAGCCCCGGGCCGAAAGGCGAAGCCGGGAUAACCGGCUCUAAGGGUAUCAAGGGUGAGCCUGGACACAAAGGCGCCAAAGGUGAUCACGGGAAAGAAGGUCCCAGAGGAACUCAGGGUUUCAAGGGUGAGCCCGGUGCACCCGGUGCACCCGGGCUGCCUGGUGCGCCCGGAGAGAACGGACGGCCAGCUGAGAAGGGCGAUAAGGGCGACAUAGGACCUGAAGGCAAAUCUGGACCUCCAGGACCACCCGGCCCAUCCGGCACGAGCGGUCCUGGCGGCAUCAACGUCGGAGAUUUGGGAUUUGGUACGAAAGGCGACAAAGGCGAGCUCGGGACGCGAGGAUACAGAGGUGAUAAGGGCACGAAGGGCGAGAAGGGCGAUAAGGGUGAUGCCGGACCAGCCGGUAUCCCCGGAAUAAACGGCAUUCAAGGACCUCAAGGAGAUAAAGGCGAGCCUGGUACAGACGGCGUAUCUGGGUCACCAGGCACGCCUGGUGCCAAGGGCGAACGAGGCGAAAGAGGCCCUCCUGGAGCCACUACUGUCGCCAGUUCUGGCGACUACGUCACCAUCAAAGGCGAGAAGGGCGCCGAGGGGAAACGGGGCAGAAGAGGACGACCUGGACCACCCGGGCCUGUGGGUCCGCCUGGGAAGCCUGGGAUCAUGGGAGAAAUCGGCCUACCGGGCUGGAUGAACACGAUAAAGGGCCGUCCAGGGAAUCCCGGGAUUCCGGGAAGUAUCGGACCAAUGGGACCCAAGGGAGAAAAGGGGGAGCCCGGCGCACCGAGCCCUUACGGUGUUUCAGUCGGUAUCAAAGGCGACAAAGGAAACGACGGUUUGCCCGGGAUUCCCGGUCAGACUGGAAGAGACGGUCAAAGAGGAGCCCCGGGUCCUCCUGGACCUCCCGGGCCAUCAUCUCAAGGGAAAUAUAUGCCGGUUCCAGGACCUCCAGGUCCUCCCGGUCCACCGGGUCCGCCCGGGGUGUCUUUGGUCGGACAGAAAGGAGAGCCCGGUAUCGGUAGAAAUUCUUACGGCGAAAAGAAUCUAUACUAUGGCCUCAGACAAGGAUCCAGAAGCAACACGGACGAGCUGAAAGCCCUGCGUGAACUCAAGCAACUGAGAGAACAAUUAGAUAUUGUCGCUACUGUCGCUACCAAGCUACCUUUAGAAAGUACAACGAAAAUUGUGCCAGGAGCUGUUACGUUCCAAAACACAGAAAUUAUGAGAAAGAUGUCCAGCGUCAGUCCGGUCGGGACUCUGGCUUACAUCAUAGAUGAGCAGGCUUUGCUGGUCAGAGUUAACAACGGAUGGCAAUACAUAGCGCUCGGUUCACUACUGCCUAUCACAACGCCCGCACCGCCAACGACAGCACCGCCACCGGCGAAUCCUCCCUUCGAAGCGUCCAAUUUGAUUAACCAAAUACCCAUGAAAGCCGACGGGACAGGGUGGUACCCGCGAAUGUUAAGGAUGGCUGCAUUGAACGAACCUUUCACCGGAGAUAUGCACGGCAUACGGGGAGCUGACUACGCUUGCUAUCGACAAGCGAGACGAGCGGGCCUGAGAGGUACCUUCCGCGCCUUUCUCAGCUCUCGAGUUCAAAACGUCGACAGCAUUGUCAGAUUGGGAGACCGGGACCUUCCCAUAGUCAACAUCAAGGGCGACGUGCUAUUCAACUCCUGGAAGGAGAUGUUCAACGGGAACGGCGCAUACUUUUCGCAGAAUCCCAGAAUCUACAGCUUCAAUGGGAAGAACAUCCUCACCGACUUUACGUGGUCGGAGAAAGUUGCGUGGCACGGCUCUCACAAACUCGGCGACCGAGCGAUGGACACUUACUGCGACGCCUGGCACUCGAGUAACUCCGAUCGCUACGGGCUGGGCUCGCCGUUGACCGGCGGUCGGCUUCUGGAACAAGUGCGAUACUCAUGCGACAAUAAAUUCGCGCUGCUGUGCAUCGAGGUAACGAGCGAGUCGGUGAGGAGGCGGCGGAGCGCCGACGAUCGGCCGGAGGACGACCUCGAGAUGACGGAGAACGAUUACAUGGAGUACUUGGAGGAACUCAUGCAAUACUGAGGAUCACACACUUUUUCGAUCAUUCGCAUCACCCUCGCGACGCAAAAAUCGAGCCGUAUCAUGUAAAUAGGAAUGCAGGUACGCGCGUGCUGCGCUUCUUCUUUCGCGCGAUGAGAAGCAUAUCCCACGAGAAUUCGACUAAUAAUUCGUAUACAUAUCGUGAAAGCGGAAUCAAGAGAGAGAGAGAGAGAGAGAGAGAGAGAGAGAGAGAGAGAGAG
Molecule: messenger RNA, 4481 nt
Organism: Harpegnathos saltator (Jerdon's jumping ant)
Lineage: Eukaryota; Metazoa; Arthropoda; Insecta; Hymenoptera; Formicidae
Gene: Mp
Product: collagen XV/XVIII-type protein multiplexin
Exons: 24
Coding region: 772-4263 (1163 amino acids)
Biological process (GO): extracellular matrix organization
Molecular function (GO): extracellular matrix structural constituent conferring tensile strength
Source: RefSeq, a predicted model, not a curated record